CUGUGCUCAACUUCGUAAGUACGUAGCCGUUAUAAUAUUUGAUCACUGUACAUUAACUCGAAAAUAACCGAGAUUUAUCAAGAACACUACAUCACUGUUAGACAUUUGUAGAUCAAAGUAACCACAGUAUGGCGUCAAGGUUACAGGACUUGCUGACGACCUUGACAGUGUUUUACAUAAUUAUUAGGAGGUUUAUCUGUCGUCAAUUUAUAUUUCUUGGAAACCUUGACUAACAUAUAUGUGUCUUGGUAUCCCACUUGUCACACCACGGCACCUCGAUCGCUUUGGUUGCUACUACUACACAGUUCAUUUAAACAAAUCGAUCCUGCAAAGUGAUUUGUAGUUAUUGUAUCUGUGUUUUACUAACUAUUCGCUAACCUCUCAAGACUCCCACUGUUUUGAAGUUCUAUAAACAAGACGAGCUGAUUAGUGUGGGUUGUCGCAUUAUGGUUAUGCUCUUUUCUGUUGCAUCGAACUAAGCACUCACCUCUUCGCUGCUGGGUUACGCGUGUAUUGUAUUGCCGGUAUGUUAUUGUUUGUUUUGAUAUGUACUUCACAACUGUACAUGGUUCGGUUACACAUUCUGUGCAAAUAUGACUGCAUAGUUUCUUAAUAAAAUAUACCUUUAAUAUCUUUUGUAUCAUAGACAGCACAUUCUUUGUGGUAAUCGUCUUUAAAAGUUGAGUAUACCAGACUUUAGUUCGUAAUUGUGUCGGAUAUUAUACGUCCUGAAUCCUUGUUUAUGUGUCACGAUACUCAAUAAAUCCGCUACAUUUCACACUGCUAUGGUCAGGACGACUGUUAAUUUCCUUAACAUGUGGUUGGGCGGAUUGUUCGAACAAAAUGAUAACAUGGCUUGUUUCUGAGCCUAAAUGUUUGGGUUCCGAUAUAUAUUAACCUCCCCGGGACUGUACGUUAAAUGUUAUCAUCCCAUCAGCACUUGAAGGUGAUCAUCUCCAAGGUAUGCUUAGCUCAGUUUCACACAGAACGCUACUUCCUCCCAAGAGAACAUCCAACUUACUUUAUUGACUUAGUACAAAAAAUAUUUAACUAUAUGUGGUGUGUAUUAUCCAUCAAUUUAUGUAGCCCAGAUUGCUUCCCUGUAUGACACAUGAUUUACAGAAGUAUUAUAUCUCGACCAAUCACAUUCAUCGUCUUCGUCUACCAAACAAUGAUUCAGAUGGUCGGACACAUCAUUUCCCCAGAUGCGCAACAUUACGCACUCAAAUAAUUAUCUUGGGAAGUAAAUCCAGACGCUAUUUACUAGGUAAAGUAUUUGGCUCCAAAUAUGAUUAUGGUCAUGCAUAAAAAUCCCAGUUAACAUUGUUACUGUGUAACGGGCUGUAUUUGUAAGGAAAUGAGAAAUUUCGAGACCAGUUGUUCUAAGUACCAAUUGUUCCUGUUGUGUAAACCUCUUGCAUACUGAAUUUGGAUGACAUCAAGAUCGUUGAAGAGUUUUGACUCACAAAAGUUUCGAAGUGAGAAAGUAUCCAUGUCCUGAUUGUUCUAUCCAAGAUUCACUACCUCAGUAUUUCACUACAUGUUUUAAAAUAAUGAUUUACGAACAAGGACACUCAUACAGUUGUCUUAAUGAUUCUGUUUCCAACCAGACCUUGCAUAUCAAGAAAAUAUUCUAAAGACAAACCACGUAAAAUCAUGCAUACGCUGUCAUUUGUCAGUGGUUAGGAUUUACGCUUUGACUGUUGUUUCAAACUGAGAAGGUCUCAUUUACUUAUGCUUAAGUGGAUUGUUUGUCAUGUCAGAUCUGUCCUGUAACGCAGAUGUAACAGAUUUUUUUAACAUUACACAGAAUACACCUAUUUCUAAUUCAAAUUGCACUUUGUUGAAUGAUGUAAUUGUUGAAAAUCAUAAUGACUGUGAUCCAUGUACUCAAGGUCCGUCAGUUAAAAAACCUAGGUUAUUUGAGCAACAAGAUACUGUUUGUAAAUUGAAUAAUGGUUUCAAGGAUGGUUACAAUAUAUGCAACUUAAAAAGCUUACCAGAAAUUCAAGAAGAACUUAAAAAAGUUCGACUCUGUUUCGAUUCAAAAUUAAAACUUGCUCUAAAAGAGAAAUUGUCCAAAUAUAUAUCUUUUAUUGAGACAACUGAAAAAACAGUAACUAGUUUAAAGGAAGAAAUAACUCAAUUAACAGGUCGAAUGGAUUUCAUUGAGUCUUCGUCAAAAGACUUGACGAAAUUGAUUAAUGAGCGAAUUCCUUUGCCUGCUCCAACAAGUGGUAUUGGUCAAUCGAGAACUCUUUCUUCUCAAGCUCCUCGUUUACCUGUACUAUCUCAUUCUCCUUCGGUAUCCGCGCCAGAUCGAUCUAUACAAACAGUGAAUCCUUCGAAUCGACAGCCGAAUCUAACUUCAUCGAAUUCUGUUUCAUCUAGAUUAUUGUCUGUUCUACCAAAAACUUUCGAACUUCAGUGUGUUCCUCCUCAAACUGCAUCAGGUACAGUUUUAGCUAUCCAGGUCAAUGAUACUAUUGACCUGACAUCAGACACUAAUAUAGAAAAUGCUUGGGAAGAACAUUUGGUUUCUGGCUCAACAAAUACGAAAAAAAUAAAUAAACACAGUGCCACACCUCUUUCAAAUUUACAGAACGGGAUUAUUUCCACAAUUAAUGUUCCAACUUCAUUCACAUUUGACACUGGUAAUAGUCUGGAUAAUGGGAAUUCAAAGCAAUCAUAUUUGGACUUGGCAUCUUUAUCUCAAGCUCAGAAUAUAACUACUAAUCAAAUAACCAAUUCUCUACCAUACUCUGUUAUUCCCGAUGUUCAACUACUUCCUGUUGCUUUGCUACCUCCAGUUCCAACACAACCAGUAACUAAUAUCAACCAUCUUCCAUUGCAACCUGUUCCUCAGCUAACUAUUGCAGAAGCGGCUGAAGGAGUUUGUUUACAAUGGUCUAUUACAUAUCCGAUUGGAUCAUUUGAACCAGCUAUUUCUUAUGAAAUUUAUAGUUAUGCUUCAUCUGAAGUCAAUUUAGUCACUGUUCAAACAUCAUUACCAUGGAAAAAGGUUGGUGAAGUAGCCGCUUUACCUUUGCCUAUGGCGUGUACAUUAACUCAUGUUCAAGCGAAUAAUAUGUAUUAUUUUAUUGUUAGGUCAGUUGAUCGAUUACGUCGAUAUAGUUCAUGGUCAAAUGUUGUAAAUGCUUAUGUCAGUUGAAAAGCAUCAAGAAAUUGUCAAUAAACCUGGGGAUUUGAUUAAUAUCCCCUAUUCUUGAAAUAUUCCUUUAUAAAUGAAGAUAUGUGUACUUUUUCUAUUGCAUUUACCCAGUAAAAAUACGUCUGUACAGUUCUCAUCUAUGUCAGGAUGUGUGUAUGUAUGUAUUUAUGUAUGUAAAUUUUCUUUUCUUUGUAUUCAGGGACUUUAGCCCUAAAUUGAUUUUCCCUCAGUUAUAUACUUUAAUAUUUUGUGAUCUAGGCUAAAUAUG
This is a messenger RNA of Schistosoma bovis, 3440 nucleotides long. Lineage: Eukaryota; Metazoa; Platyhelminthes; Trematoda; Strigeidida; Schistosomatidae. The record is from the annotation of a GenBank genome assembly.